Messenger RNA from Spodoptera frugiperda (fall armyworm), 3029 nucleotides. RefSeq names its product G patch domain-containing protein 1 homolog. Gene Ontology annotation, molecular function: RNA binding. The transcript has 10 exons. Gene Ontology annotation, cellular component: nucleus. The record is from RefSeq and is a predicted model, not a curated record. Lineage: Eukaryota; Metazoa; Arthropoda; Insecta; Lepidoptera; Noctuidae. Bases 156 to 2780 code for a protein of 874 amino acids. Gene Ontology annotation, biological process: mRNA processing.
UUAACACAAAGAUUGUCAGAAUUGUCAGAUUGGAAUGAAAGAAAACGUAAGAAAUGUGUUUAUGCAAGGUAUAAAAUAAUAAAUUGCAUGAACUAUAAAUUUUGAAAUACCAUCAUUGUCAGCAAAUUAAUUAAGUAGGUUACUUUUUAUAAGAAAUGAGUGAUUCAGACGAUGACAACGAUAACUUUGUACGCUACGGAACAGCUCUAGAACCUAUCGAAGAAGAUGAAGUGCCUACGAAGCGAAAGUUCCAGCAGGCUCCAGACCAGUACGCGGUGGACGAGCAUGGCAGGCGAAGGUUCCACGGUGCCUUCACUGGGGGCUUCUCAGCAGGAUUCGGUAACACCGUCGGAUCCCAGGAAGGAUGGAAACCUAGCAACUUUAAGAGCUCUCGGUCGGAAAAGGCUGCGUUUUCUAACCAACGUCCAGAAGACUUCAUGGACGAGGAGGAUCGCGGCGAGUUUGGCAUAGCGCCGCGACAGGUGCAAACACAGAGGGAGUUCUCUGGGCAGAAGCGGCAACAUCGUACCCAGUACCAUGAUGGUCCUAUACCGGGAGAACCAGUUCUCCAUCAGUUACUACGGCCGGUCCACGAGACGGCCGCGGUGCGCAUGCUCCGCGCCAUGGGCUGGAGGGAGGGCCAGGGUAUGGGCGAGCGACUCAGCAGCAGAGACAAGAAGAAGUCUAAAGAACAACACAAGGUCUAUGGGUGUUAUAUGCCGCCGGAGUUGAGACAGGCCCAAGAAGACCAAAGCAUGGAAGAAUCCGAAAGCUCAGAUUCUGAAGUGGACUUCGACACGCUAUUCGCGCCAGACGAUUAUGAACCUUAUAUCCUACAGCGUAAGAACGAUCGCUUUGGACUCGGCUACUCUGGUCUGAGCAGGCAUUCCGUACUUGGCAACUUAAUUGGCGAGUAUGGAAGUGAACCAGGGUCUUCUAAGAGUCAUUUGCUCAUGAAGGAUAAAGGGAAAAGGGUAUCCAUACGCGGCCAAGCGUUCGGUGUGGGCGCGUUCGAAGCGGACGAUGAAGAUAUAUAUGCGAAAGAAGAUAUGUCACACUAUGACUUCUCUCUAGACGGCCCUGUACAAACCAAGAAGAAUACACCGAAAAAAGAUAACCAGAAGAAUCGUAAUGUUCUAGAAGGAUUCGUGAAGUCUACCAAGCCGUUGCCCUCAGUGCCUACAUACCCACCACCCGCGCUACCUCGCGACUAUGUCCCGGCGGCGGCCGGAGCCAGGCGCUCCAGGUUCGAACCCACGACGCAACAACCUAGGGACCAAGGUCUAGGUCGCCACGAAUUAUCAGCGAGAGCAAGAGGCGAAUUGUUAGGAGAAACACCGUUACCCCCACCCCCACCAGAAACUCCAGUAAAAGACCAAAAAGACCUAACCACAGUACUUGGAAAGACCAUCAAUUUCGUUUCAACAGUAGAAAAGACUGAAUUAGACUACAUACCUAUUAAAGACUCAGGAAAAGAAAUCACAAAAGUAUUCAAGCCUUUCAUAGGAAAUCCGGAAAAACAGAAACGAUAUGAGAAAUAUUUAGAAAAUAAAGGAGUGUUAGAAAGAGAUGGAGAUAUGGAUAAACUACAGGAGUGGGAAAGAGAGAGGGAGCUGGUUGAGUUUGAACAGGCUGCUAAGUUGUAUAAGCCUUUGAGUGGCGUUAUGGGGGAUCGUUUCACCCACGCUUCCGAGCCAGAUGAUGCGGUUAACCCUUUAACGGCCGUCGCUAAAAGCACCAAUACCUAUGGUUUAGCCACCAAGGAACAAAUAGAGGCUGCCCAGAAAGGCAUGUAUGGAGUUAUGACUCGACAGACUGUCACUUGGAGACCAGACCCGCUUGUCAGUAAACGGUUUAAUGUACCUGAAAUUGGGGGUGCUAGGCAACAAGAGAAAAAAGAAGAUCGACCAAAAGUCUCUUACUCAAUAUUCUCAUACUUGGAGUCUUCAGUCCACGACAAGGACAGCUUCGCAGCCGAACAGAACAAGUUCAGCGGUUCCAAAUCACUAACAACUAGCAUUCUACCGAAAACUGAUAAAAAAGCUACCGAAACACCACAGAGUAGUACUCAAGUACCUCAAAAUAAUGACCCUAUAGUCCAAAGUACUGACACUAACGCUAAACCUACUACAAGUGCUUCGAUAACAAAAGAAACUGUAACAGGUUUCGCCAAAAGAAUGACUGUAGCAGAACUAUUCUUGAAAGAAUCAGAAAAUACCAAAAAGGAAGGGGCUGCAGUGACGGAUACUAUUCAGAAAUUCGAUAGAAUGGACCUCUACAAGUCCAUUUUUCUAAGCGACACCGAAGAUGAGGAAGACAGUGAAAAGAGUAAAGUUAACGAUGGGACAGACUUCAUAGAUGUGCCCAAAAAUGUUGAGAGGAAUACAUCGCCUCCCCGAGGCAUUUUCGCGAAUAUAGACUUCGAUGAAAUCAACUCUUGGAGACGGAAAGAACCGGAAAAAGUUGCUGAAGAACCCACUAAAAAGAAUGAAAGCAUUCAUAAAUUUAAUAAAAGUGUUGGUAACCCACCUGAAGAGAAAAAUGAUGAAGCCAAUGAAGCCAUGUACGGACCGAAGAUUCCAGAAAAUCUACAGAAAAGACUAGAAUCUGAAGUCCAAAAAGAUAGUUUGAAAGAAACUAUAGAUGUAGAUUCCUCGUCAAGCGAGGAUUCCUGGGUCGACAUCAAAGAAGUAAAGAAUAAAAAACAGAAGAAAAAAAAAUCUAAAAAACAUAAAUCUAAACAUAAGAAAAAGUCUAAAAGUAAAAAGAAGGAUAGAUAAGUAGUAAGUAGUAGUUAAGGAAAUAGAUGCAUUAAACAUGGAUGAUUCUUCAAAAACAAAUGGAAGCACGGAUGAUAUUAAGCUACCACGAUGCUUAAUAAAGCGGGAGGAUAAUGAUUUGUUGAAUAAAAGGUAAAGGUUUUUGAAGAAACACCCACUUAUUCACCACAUACCAACGUUCGUCUAAAGUCUAAAGCUAAAUCAUUCUGAUGCAUUUUCUAGUGAAUUAAACAAAUGUGUAAGUAACAA